UCAUUUUAGUGCCGGGGAUGGCGGCAUACAGAGCCAGGUUGAAGGAGGUCGACGAUGUGCUCGACAAGGAGGAAAUCAACCUGACAGCGUUGAAAAGAGUUUGCUUUCAUGGCAUUCCUGACGAACAGGGACGACGCGCCCUUUGCUGGCGCCUCAUGCUUAAUUACCUUCCUGGAAAUAAAAGCACCUGGAGCCAGAUUUUGGCCAAAAAGCGUGAAUUGUACAAACAAUUUAUUGAUGAAAUGAUAGGAAUGCCUGGUCCUGAAAACCUGGACGACAACUCGGUUGUCGACGUCACCUUCGACGAUCACCCCCUCAGCCUAAAUCCAGACUCGGAGUGGCAGACCUACUUUAAGGACAACGAGGUUUUGCUGCAGAUUGACAAGGAUGUCAGGCGCCUCUGUCCUGAUAUUUCCUUCUUCCAACAACCAACUGAUUUUCCCUGCCAGGACGUUGUGAACAGCGGAGGGACUAAAAGGCUGCACAAGAGGGUCCAACACUCCUUCUUAAAUUCUGCUAAUGUUGAGAGAAAGGGAUUGGGAGUGACCAAGAUUGCCUUGGCUAAAAAGAAAGCGUCAGAAGACUACGCUCCCAUGGAAGAAGGGUCGGAAGCACACUGGGAGGUUGUGCAGCGAGUCUUAUUUUUGUACGCCAAACUUAAUCCAGGCCAGAGCUAUGUCCAAGGAAUGAAUGAGAUCAUAGGACCAAUUUACUACACCUUUGCCACAGAUCCAAAUUCAGAAUGGAGAGAAUUUGCUGAGGCCGACUGCUUCUUUUGCUUUACCAAUCUAAUGAGUGAGAUCCGUGACUUUUUCAUCAAGUCUUUGGACGACUCUGAAAGCGGAAUCAAAAAGCUAAUGGCCCGUCUCAGCACUGAGCUCAAAGUGCACGACCCUCCAGUUUUCCAACGCCUGCAGCAGCAAGAACUGCAGCCCCAGUACUACAGCUUCCGGUGGCUCACCCUCCUCCUCUCUCAAGAAUUUCCUCUGCCUGAUGUCCUCAGAAUUUGGGACUCGCUCUUUGCUGAUGAGAAGCGUUUUGGAUUUCUCAUUUUUAUUUGUUGUGCUAUGAUUGUUGUUCUACGAGAUCAGUUGCUGGCGAGCGACUUUCCCACAAACGUCAAAAUGCUUCAGAAUUUCCCUCCGAUGGACAUUCAAGUGGUGCUGUCGAAAGCUGCCGAGCUCUCCGGCCGUCGCUCCGAAGGUACAAUAAGAUGACCUCAGAACCAUUACCAGGUUGUUCCAUCCAAGGUGAAUGCUCACUGUACACCAAUAUAAAAAAAAUGUGCAAAUUUUCGCUAGCUCUCUUAAAUUGAAUCUCGUUUUGGUGCAAUUUUUGUCUACAAGUCGGCAUCAACGGAAAUGAUGCUAAUUUAUUUGUAUUCUCAAAUUUAUUCUGAAAUUAUUCAGUUUAAAAGAAAAUUUGUCACAAAUUUAUAAAAGUCUUUUUACAUAAUAGCAGCUUAUUUAAUUUUAGCAGGAGUGAAUUCAUUAAAUUUAAUCAAAACGAGUUGGUCCCUUACAUAGUGAGCCACUCAUUCAUUAUCAAAUAUCUUGAACUUGAUACAUUUUCUACCUUAUGUCAAAGCAAUUUAGAACCAUUAGAUAUAAAAAUAAAGACCAUGUCAUUAUUG
Neocloeon triangulifer is the source of this 1633-nucleotide messenger RNA. RefSeq names its product TBC1 domain family member 13. The transcript has 9 exons. Gene Ontology annotation, biological process: activation of GTPase activity; intracellular protein transport. Lineage: Eukaryota; Metazoa; Arthropoda; Insecta; Ephemeroptera; Baetidae. The record is from RefSeq and is a predicted model, not a curated record. Bases 18 to 1217 code for a protein of 399 amino acids. Gene Ontology annotation, molecular function: GTPase activator activity.